Limanda limanda (common dab) is the source of this 609-nucleotide messenger RNA. RefSeq names its product retinol-binding protein 1-like. Gene Ontology annotation, molecular function: fatty acid binding. Gene Ontology annotation, cellular component: cytosol; nucleus. Gene Ontology annotation, biological process: fatty acid transport. NCBI's taxonomy places the organism in Eukaryota, Metazoa, Chordata, Actinopteri, Pleuronectiformes, Pleuronectidae. The record is from RefSeq and is a predicted model, not a curated record.
AUGUAUGCAUGUUCCUGUUAUACAUGCAGGGGAAGCGUGCUGGGGAUUGUGGGGUUAUGUGGUGCCGGUGGUGGGAGGUGUGAGGAACUGGUUAAUCGGAUUAAAGUGAAUUUGGUUCAAAUUGAGGCUUUUGACAGCAGAGUUCUGCAUUCCAUCACAAACAGUCGACCACAGCAGACCUUCGCCCGCAGAAACACAGCCAUCAUGCCUAUCGAUCUGAAUGGAUAUUGGAAAAUGAUUUCCAGCGAUAACUUCGAGGAGUACCUGAAGGCUCUCGAUGUGAAUGUCGCCAUCAGGAAAAUCGCAACCUUGCUGAAGCCUGACAAGGAAAUCAGCCACGACGGCGACCACAUCGUCAUCAAGACCCUCAGCACCUUCAAAAACUACAACAUGGACUUCCAUGUGGGCAAAGAGUUCGAGGAGGAUCUGUCUGGAGUGGACGACAGGAAAUGCAUGACCACCAUCACUUGGGAUGGAGACAAGCUGGUGUGUGUGCAGAAGGGGGAGAUCGAAGGAAGAGGCUGGAGCCACUGGGUGGAAGGAGAUGAGCUUCAUUUGGAGCUGAGAGCCGGGGGAGUUGUUAGCAAGCAGGUAUUCAAGAAGACCUAA